This is a messenger RNA of Effrenium voratum, 2391 nucleotides long. NCBI's taxonomy places the organism in Eukaryota, Dinophyceae, Suessiales, Symbiodiniaceae. The record is from the annotation of a GenBank genome assembly.
AUGGGGCUGAUUCGGCCAGCCAGUCAGGGCUGCAGCCGCCGGCUGCCAGCCACAGGUUCAGUCUACAGACCCUCUUCAGCAGCCUCCCUGGAGCCCUGGAGCAUUCAGGACCGAGGGCAAAAUGACUCCACCGUGGUGGAGCUGCCCACGGCGGAGAAGUCUCCGGCCAGCCUCGCCAAGUUCGCUCGGCAGAGGCAGAGGAGCAUCGGCAACUUGUUAGACAGUUACCGCAUCGGCAGCUCGCAGAGCCUUGCAGCAGACACACCGAAGGUGUGCACACCGGUGGCCAAGUCAUCGCCUCGCACGGACCUGACAAGCGGUGCCAGCGUCUUUAGCGACACAGGCCGGAGUGGGCUCCUCACCCCCAUCUCUGGAGAUGCCAUCUCAAAGGGCAGUGCCGACUCGGUGCGGAGUUGGAAGAAGGUGCCAAGGAAGUCCCGCAACACCGCGGCCUGGCCCAGCGCAGGUGGACGUCUGGACCCAGCCGCGCUGUGCCGGGACCAGCUGGCACAGGAGGCCAUCUUCAACCGGCGGAAGCUCAAGGCCAACGAGUCGGACGUCCUUUUUAAGAAGGCCAACGCUGCAAAGGCUUUGGCCAUGGACCGGCAACGCGCGGAGGAGAAUAAGAAGGAGGCCAAGGAGUCGAUCCAAGACUUCCAAGCGCGGAGGCGCCUGGAUGUGGAGAGGCAAUUGCGGCGGCUCUUCUACCCCAUCCACAACCCGCAUGAACACCUCAUGGAGUACGUCCAGAAGGUGAAUGUGGACCUCACGGGAAAGACCCGUCGCGUCAGAACCGCCAAGCAUGAGCCGAUCAUUUUCGUGGAAAUGGAGCCUAUGCAUCAGACGGAGGUGAUGUCCUUGUGCCAUCACUUCUCUUCCUUGACGCGGCCCUUUCUCCAAUCAGGAGAAGCUGACAAUGCAUCGAUUCUAACUCGGCCCGCUUUUUGCCGCAUGUUGAUCGAGCUGACCAUUGCCGAUACUGCUGGGAAUGUGAUGUACCAGAUGGCCAUUGACAUUUUUGAUUCUUUGGCAGCUCAGCACUCACUCAAGGGCUCCCCACUCACCAGCGCGACCGUCUUGGGAAUCGUCGUGGACGACCACACCGACCGGGUGCUGCAGCUCUUCGCCAUGCUGUUGGCGACGGCAUCUCGGGAGAGCAAGGGGGCCACUCCAGACGAGUUCAAGCUCCAUCUCCUGGAGUGCCUCCUGCCCAACGCGGAGCGCAAGUUCCGGCGCAGGCAGAAGCACAUCGAGUCACAGCUGGCCCAGGGCAAGGAUCUCUAUCGCCGGCCCUUGCGCGAAAAGGACAUGUUCGAGGACGAGGCGGAGGCCAUUGCUGAGCAAACACCGACUGCCUCUGCUGGCCCGGACUCGCCAAAUAUGAGCUCACCUGCGUAUAGCCGAGCUCCAACCAAGCGACUUUCUGCGGAUCCUGCCUCGCGAAUGUCCUCACGGGCGAAGCCCGACAGGGAGGAGGCCCGCAGGGAAAGUCAGAUGGACGAGGACCCCGACUUGCCAAAGUCUCCCAGGAGUAUGUGGUCAGAUGGCCUCAGUGUCUUCUCCGACGACGGGGACGAGAGGAAGGGGCAGACUGAAGAGGAUGCCCUUUAUGCUCACACGUGCAGUGUGUCCAAGGGUGAGUACCUCACCAGCAUGUUUCUGGAACCCGAGAUCAUCCAGCUGGUGUGGAUGUAUUUUGACAGCUUUGAGUAUUUGUUCAACGUUUACUUCGACACCCCGACGAACUUUUUGCUCACUCCUGCGGCCACGGAGGGGCACAUGUCCAAUGAGGCGUUUCUGCAAUUCUGCAUCGAUUUCCAACUUUUCCCGCAGAUCAUUGACUUCAACUCGUUGAACUGCUACUACCAGUCCGCUGAGAGCAUUAUCGAACUCACUCGCGAAGAGAUCAAAAAAUGUACGCACAAGGACGAGAAAGACUCGACCUUCAAGGUUGGCGACGUUGUUGAGCUUCCGGCCUUCCUGACCAAAGGCGGAAAGAAGGGCGGCAAAGUGAGGCCUGGGGAUCCGCUGAAGGUCAUUGCCGUGGACUGCUCGGACGUGGAUGCUGAAGCCGUUUUAGUGAUGACUGCGAGAUUGAAGAAGCUUUGGGUCAAGAUGGGGCAGAUCAAGAAGGCGGAGAAGAAUUUCGUGUCCGCCGACAAGGCCAGGAACACGGCCAAGGUGGCGUCCAAGGCCACCUGGAUCAACAAGAGCUUUGAGGACAUGACGGAGCUGGAGAAGAGAAGCCUCACGAUCCUGUCCUCCUUUGCAGAUUACAUGAGCACGCGGAAGGUGCGAUCGAAAGAUUUCUUCAGCAAGUUCGACGAGAGCGGGGACGGGCAAAUCGACUCCGAGGAGCUGAUGAAAGGCGGGCGAAACGACCAGAUUUGA